AUCUUACUCAGAGGUUGAAAUUAACUGAAAAUCUGUACUUUUAGUUCUAAAUUAGGAGGAACUCAGGACACGUCCACAUUUUCUAGUUUUAUAGAAGGCUUUUAUCAACAAGAAUCAAGAUCUUCCUCCUCUGAUCAGGAAUCCUUUGUGAAUUGAAGACUUUAGAUUCAUCUCUUUGGUGGAUGUGUACUCACAAUUAUAUAAUUGAUUCGUGGUCAGAGGGUUCAUCACAGUUUGGAGAUGAAUAAAGUCCAUAAUUAUAACCUGAAACUGGCAAAGCAUAAUACUUCUACACAAUGGCAAAAGCAAAGAUAUCCACUAAUCACAAGCAAAUGUACAGAAAACUCAACUCCAUAUUUUCUCUGCCGUUCCAUUGCUAUAGCUCUGGGAAUCCAUUUCAUUAUUAUGGUAACAAUAUUGAGUGCCAUAUUCAUAAAUUCAUUAGUCAACCAAGAAGUUCCAAUAUCCUUGAAAGAAAGUUACUGUGGCCCAUGUCCUAAAGACUGGAUAUGUUAUAGAAAUAACUGCUACCAAUUUUUUAAUGAGAGCAAAAACUGGUAUGAGAGCCAAGCUUCUUGCAUAUCUCAAAAUUCCAGCCUUCUGAAGAUAUACAGCAGAGUGGACCAGUAUUUCCUUAAAUUGGUGAAGUCAUAUCAUUGGAUGGGACUAGUACAAAUGUCAACAAAUGGAUCCUGGCAGUGGGAAGAUGGUGCCAUUCUCUCACCUAACCAACUAACAGUGAUUGAAAUGCAGAAAGGAACCUGUGUGGUCUAUGGCUCAAGUUUCAAAGGCUAUACAGAAAACUGUUCCACUCCAUACAUGUACAUUUGUAUGCGGAGGAUUGCAUAAGGACUUAGUCAACCAUCUCAACAAAAGCCAGAAAAAUAAAAAGAACUAUACCAGCAGAAGCACUGCUGCCUGGAACUAAAGAAAGUAGAAAAAACAAGACAACAUGAAAAAAGACUAUCAGAUUUCUUAGAACCUACAAGACCAAACCAUAGAGCAAUUCAGCUGUGAACAUUCUCCAAAACAAGGAAGAAGGACCCUGAAGGCAAUUUAGAGAUGUCAAGGCUGCCACUCUUACCACUGGCCCAGAGUGCAUGGGCUGGGGGAGGGGGCUAGUCUUGAUUCAAAGGGUGAGACCAACACCCUUGGGAACAGCGAGGGAGAGAUGGCUCA
Lemur catta (Ring-tailed lemur) is the source of this 1179-nucleotide messenger RNA. Its product is annotated as NKG2-D type II integral membrane protein-like. Gene Ontology annotation, molecular function: signaling receptor activity. Gene Ontology annotation, cellular component: external side of plasma membrane. Gene Ontology annotation, biological process: positive regulation of natural killer cell mediated cytotoxicity. The transcript is spliced from 8 exons. Lineage: Eukaryota; Metazoa; Chordata; Mammalia; Primates; Lemuridae. Bases 241 to 849 code for a protein of 202 amino acids. The record is from RefSeq and is a predicted model, not a curated record.